AUGAGACCAAUCGUUUUGAAAGGUCAUGAGCGUCCAUUGACGCAAGUGAAGUUUAACCGUGAUGGUGAUCUAGUAUUCGCCUGUUCUAAGGACAGUGUCGCUUCUAUCUGGUAUUCUAUCAACGGUGAAAGAUUAGGAACUCUAGAUGACCAUUCCGGUACUAUUUGGUCUAUUGAUGUUGACGAAAACACCACUUACUGUUUGACCGGUGGUGCCGAUUUCUGUUUCAAGAUCUGGGAGGUUGCCACUGGUGUUGCUGUGCACUCCGUUUCCACCAGAAGUCCAGUUAUCAGAGUUGAGUUUUCUCCAGAUGGAACCAAGCUUCUAAUUGUGCUUGAUGCCGUUAUGGGUCAUGUCGGUUCUAUUGUUGUUUACUCUUUGAUUAGAAACGAAAACGGUGAAAUUGUGAAGGUGAAUGAAGAGCCAGAAUACGAAAUUAAUACUAUUGAGGAAGCUACCAAGGUCUUUGUUGCUUCGUGGUCAUACAACGGUAAAUACAUUGUUGCAGGUCACGAUGACGGUCAAAUCAGUACUUACAACGGUGAGAGCGGUGAAUUCAUCCAAGUCAAGAAGAUUCAUGAAAAGAGCAUCAAGGACAUCCAAUUCUCCCCAGAUAGAACAUACUUCAUCACAUCUUCGAGAGACAGUGCUGCAUGCUUGAUCGACGUCAACACUUUGGACGUGCUAAAAACAUACAAGGCCGACUGUCCAUUAAACAGUGCAUGCAUCACCCCAUUGAAGGAGUUCGUCAUUCUAGGUGGUGGUCAAGAUGCCAAGGAUGUUACAACUACUAGUGCUCGUGAAGGUAAGUUUGAAGCCAGAAUCUACCACAAGGUCUUUGAAGACGAAAUCGGUAGAGUAAAGGGUCAUUUCGGUCCAUUGAACUACGUCGCCGUCUCUCCAACUGGUACUUCAUACGCUUCCGGUGGUGAAGAUGGUUACAUCCGUUUGCACCAUUUCGAUAAGUCCUACUUCGACUUCAAGUAUGAUGUAGAAAAGACUUUCGAGGUUGAAAGAAGACAACAACUGCAAAAGCAGGAAUAA
Kluyveromyces marxianus DMKU3-1042 is the source of this 1044-nucleotide messenger RNA. RefSeq names its product translation initiation factor eIF3 subunit i (gene TIF34). The transcript has a single exon. The coding region runs from base 1 to 1044 and encodes 347 amino acids. Gene Ontology annotation, cellular component: eukaryotic translation initiation factor 3 complex, eIF3m; cytoplasm. Gene Ontology annotation, molecular function: protein binding; translation initiation factor activity; RNA binding. Gene Ontology annotation, biological process: cytoplasmic translational initiation. Lineage: Eukaryota; Fungi; Ascomycota; Saccharomycetes; Saccharomycetales; Saccharomycetaceae. The record is from RefSeq and is a predicted model, not a curated record.